AUGAGCUCUGUUCUGCUCGAGCUGGCCGAGCAUUCAACGCUUCGUCAUGACGAUGCUGUCCUCGCUCAGGGACAUCUCAAGCUCUCCAUCUUGACCCUCCCGACCACAGCUGUGCAGUCUGCAGCCUCAACGAGCACGAGCACCGCACCGCCCGCCUACGAUGACGAUGAAGUGCUCGCUGUGACUGUGGACGAGCUGGAAGUAGCUUUGCCAGCAUCUACACGGAUCAGCAAGACUUCAGACAAUACAUACGCUUGGUCUUCGGGCGAAAAAGGCUCAUUGCGCCUGACGCUCGGCAAGGAUGUCGAGGCAGCGGACGUCGAGCUCUUUGAGAGCAUCAUAUACAGCCGCUGUGCGUAUGCAAGCGAUAAGUCAGCCGAGUAUCGCGGCCAGCUCGUCCUCGUCGAGCAAGGCUCAGGCCAAGUCGUCGGUACACUCGACAAAGACUCAACAAAGAUGACCGAGGAUGAUGCACUGAGCAUUGAUGAUGACGAUACCGCCAAAGAGCCCGUUAUUGUCGACUUUGGCUCAAAUGGCACGAUCACAGUAUCGCCACUUAGUCAAGUCACCGCUGGCUAUGGCCAAUCCGGCUCUCGACUGAUCGGCGCAGGCGAAUACAUCUCUCGAGGCGUCGUCUCUGCUGCAGAGAAGUUGUCAACAAAGAUGCAGACGGCAAGCGCAAACUAUGUACAAUCCCGUCCAGCGACGGAGACGCCGCUUGUCUUCCAUCCAACGGCAAAGACCGGCGUCGAGCGAGUCUACACUGCUUCAACGCAUGCAAAGACGAUUUCGGGCAAGACUUUUUCUGUCGUCUCGGGAGUAGCUGCAAGUAUUGGUGGCGCGGCAGGCAAGACGCUGGGCAUCCAAAGCGAUCCCACAGGGAAGCCGCCUGCUGGCUUUCGCGGUGUCAUCAACAAGACUGCCGUCGCCUUCAACACCGUGCUAGACGGCGUCGAAGCAAGUGGCAAACACUUACUGACGACAGGAACGUCGAGUAGCGCUGCCGUGCUGGGACACAAGUAUGGCAGCGAUGCAGAAGCGGCUGCCCAACAGCUUGGCGGAGCGACCAAGAAUGUAGCCCUCGUCUACGUCGACGUCAGAGGCGUUUCCCGACGAGCGCUCAUAAAAGCAGCCGGUAAGUCGGCAGUCCGGGCUCGCAUGGCCGAUGGCCAGCAAGUCACUCUUUCGAACGAUGCCACUUUGGCGAGCGUAGAGACAAAUGAUACGAAAGAGAAGCCGAAAGUAAAGGCAGCAUAG
Molecule: messenger RNA, 1257 nt
Organism: Mixia osmundae IAM 14324
Lineage: Eukaryota; Fungi; Basidiomycota; Mixiomycetes; Mixiales; Mixiaceae
Exons: 2
Coding region: 1-1257 (418 amino acids)
Biological process (GO): cell division
Cellular component (GO): plasma membrane
Source: RefSeq, a predicted model, not a curated record